GAACCGUGCCGGACGCGUCCACUGAAGCAACGCGAUCAGCCUUAUCCGUGUGAUUUGGAAGUUACUUCCGUUUGCGCAAACCUUGUUCCGCCGAGAAAGGGAAGUCGUUACGUGGUUGCUUUUUCUUCUUUUUUUUGUAACCGCCGAUUCUAGCGCUGUCAGACGUUUCAUGCUCAGCUUUUGGUUUUUUGUGUUGUGUUGUCUCGGUCCAAAAACUACACUACGUACUGAAACAGGUCAACAGAACCUGUGCAGUAUGUGCUACCGUCAUGUGUUUCCGGGGGAUCAAAUAGAGGACGGACUUGUAAACAUGAAAAGCGUGGGUGCGUUGCCCAUAGCGUUGCCAGCUAAUGAGCUAGGCGUACUGUGCUCACAUCCAGCCCGGGGUGUGUAAACAUGAGUUUCAGGAAAUGUGAUAGGUGUUGAGGAUAGCGAGCCUUCUCAAACGGCGCACAGAGCCACGGCUUGCUGCAAUAUUCCCUCAGCCUUUUAUUUUAAAUGUUUACAUUCUAACAAGUUAGCCCGUCAGAGCCUGUUGUAAAGAAAUGAAACUACUCUUUCUUGCCUGCCUUAGCCCCCAAACUGGGAACCACACCACAGCUGAGAGGAUAAGGUCCCACAUUGAAUCAGCAGGACACACCUGUGAGCUCAGAGAUGCUGCAGAGUUUCAGUCUCCUGCUGAGGUGGCAGGACUUGUAUCUCGGAAUCCUCCAUUUGAGGGUGUGCUGGCUAUUCACCUGUUCAGAGCAGGCAGGCUUCUUUUAGGCAUCCAAGUACCCUUUGGCAUUAUCUUUGGCGGAACAGACAUAAAUGAAGAUGUGAAAGUUGAGCACAAGCGUGUGGUUAUGGAGCAGGUGCUGCUGAAAGCCAGAUUUGCAGUUGCAUUUACUGACAAGCUAAAAGAAGAAGCAGAGUUAUGCUUGCUGUCCCACAGCAGAAAAAUCUAUGUGCAGCCCCAAGGUAUCCACACAGAAGUGACUGAGAAAUUCUGCUGGACUGAAUUCUUGAGGAGCUCAGGUGUAAGCAGUGAGCAUGUGGAUGAGCUGCGUGUCUUCCUGUUGGUCUGUGGCCUCAGAAGAGUCAAGGAUCCCCUCUAUCUGGUGGAGGUUUUUUCAGAGUGGCAUUGUAAGGAUCCACAGAAUGUGCUGGUCAUUAUUGGUCCAAAGAUUGAUCCUGUGCUCACUGAUGAAGUGGAAGCUGUUGUUCAAAGAACAGCAGGGGUCUUCUUGGCCCAGGAGAGGAGCCAACAGGAGCUUCACGCAGCCAUGAAAAGGUGCUUCGCCGUUCUCAACAGCUCCGUCUCAGAGGGCAUGUCAGCAGCCAUCUUGGAGGCCAUGGAUCUCGGGGUACCCGUGUUGGCUAGGGACAUUCCAGGAAAUGCAGCCAUAGUGCAGCAUGAGUUCAAUGGCCUGCUGUACUUGUCUCCUCAGGAAUUCGUACAUCAAUCUCAGAGGCUGUUGUCAGAUCACGAGCUGAGAGAGAGAGUGGUGAGGAAUGGAAAACUCUACGUGGAAGAGCAUCACGGCCUGAAACAGGAAAGAGAAACCUACCAGCGGCUGGUGGGCACUCUGCUCUGAGCGUGAGCAGACAGCUUUCAGCCCCGAUCCUAAUACUUUCUCAGGAACUUUAGUGACAGAGAACAGGGCAUCAUACUGCUGUAUUUUCAUAACAUAGAUACAGAUAUAACAGAUGUCUUUAUUCUCGGUAUAUUAGGAAAUUGCACCUCAAAGGUGUUAAUCCUGUUUUAUCCUAUGUAUGCUGCAGAUCACUUUAAACCAAAGAUCUAAUAUAGAAGUGGUUGGUUGUCUUUCUAAAAAUAUAUAUUUUAUGUAUUUAAAAUUUACGAUAUAAUGUUAUUUAUGGUGUAGUAAAAAUAUAGAAAGAUGGAUUCUCGUUUUAUUAAUUUGGAUUAAUAAAAAGGGAUUACAAUGCUGGUUGUUGUUCUAAUCUGAAAAGACUGUUGCACUCCCUAUGUAAAAAAAAAAUAAAAAAAAAAAGCUGCACAUGUGCCCUCUUGAAUGUCCCCUUGGUAGAUAAGACAUGAUAUACUGCCCUUCCAGUGAAGAAAAAAUGUCAAUAUUAACACAACAGUUCUAAUCUCAGCCAGGGUUUGGAACUGUUUCAAUAAAUGCAACACAAGCUCCUGCAUGCUUGUGCCCAACCAAA
Acanthopagrus latus (yellowfin seabream) is the source of this 2166-nucleotide messenger RNA. It is a transcript of the gene glt1d1, whose product is annotated as glycosyltransferase 1 domain containing 1. The transcript is spliced from 12 exons. Lineage: Eukaryota; Metazoa; Chordata; Actinopteri; Spariformes; Sparidae. The record is from RefSeq and is a predicted model, not a curated record. The coding region runs from base 546 to 1577 and encodes 343 amino acids. Gene Ontology annotation, molecular function: glycosyltransferase activity.